UUUUGGAGGAAUUUCGCGCUAGUAGCGACAAGGAUAAUUGGAUGAUUGCUUGGCGAUAAUGACCCGAUGUCCGACUUCUUGAAUCAGAACUUCUGUUUUUACGAAUAAUACCUUCUCAUUGAAUCUUCAGUUGGCAUUCAGACUUUCAAAAUGAAACCUACUUCAAUUCUCAGAUCUGGUGGUGACGGAGAGAUUGGAAAGUAUGGAAAGUGAGUAUUCACCUGUGUCUCCGUUGUGAAUGAGAAAGGAUCUUCACGGGUGUUCACGGGUCUUCACAGUAUGGCUUUCAACAUAUAUGGCAUGCUAAUGUUUAUCUCUACAGAUACUUAGGUGGAUGGGGUAACUUGGGUGAGUCUAGAUAUUUAUUCCCUAUGAUUGCUCGACAUUUCUGUCUUUUUUCCCCAGCACCAUUUGGCGCACAAAGUCGACACAUACGAACCCAGAAAGACGCAAACGGGGGUUUGACGAGGUCAAGGAGCAGAUGAACAUCGGAUCGCUGGGCGAGAAUUGACAGCAUGAGAUGAAUUGCGGGACCGAGAAAUGACCAGGAACCGUUGACUGAUAGUGGGAUAACCAGGCUCCCAACCCCAGAAGGGUGUCGCAUCAUACGCACUCAGCGCCAAUCGACAACGCCCUUUUGCCGGCGCUUUCAACGCAGCUAUCUUCAACACCUGGAGACGAUUCCGUGGCCAGGUUCUUUACGUUGCACCGCCAUUUAUUAUUGCAUACACUGCCAUGGAAUGGGCUAUUGAGAGGUUUGUCUAGUUGUUGGCAAUACAACCUAUGCUACGUUCUAACUAGUUUUGGUAGAAACGAAUACCUGAACUCUAAGCCGGGAAGAUUGGAAUAUGGUGGUGUGGAGGAAUAGAGCCUGGAAAGUUCAUGGCCACAUACUAAGCAGUAUUUGGUGUUGCUCCUUCGCUGAUCCCGCGAAAUUGAAGAAGUUUGGUGGCUAUGGGAAAGUUGAGGAACAAAAUUGGGGUGUACAGUAUUAGACCGGGAUUUUGCAAUGCAUCAUGGUUUAUAGAAACUAGCUCUAUUCAAGUAGACUGUGUAAUUUGUUGCUAUCUGUGAAGUC
Messenger RNA from Sclerotinia trifoliorum, 1078 nucleotides. NCBI's taxonomy places the organism in Eukaryota, Fungi, Ascomycota, Leotiomycetes, Helotiales, Sclerotiniaceae. The record is from the annotation of a GenBank genome assembly.